GAAAGUUUAAAAAAAAAUAGCUGUCCCCAUUCCUCCGUGUUCAGGGCUCUUUCCACUACAGCAGGAUUCAAGAACCUAAAUCUGGAGAGAUCUUCACAGAGGAAGGGAGAGAGAGAGAGAGAAGUAUCAAUGAUGAGAGAGAACCAUCGAUCGGCUGCCUCCUGCACGCCCCCCACUGGGGACCAAGCCCACAACCCAAGCAUGUGCCCUUGAUCAGAAUUGAACCUGGGACCCUUCACUCCACAGGCCAAUGCUCUAUCCACCGAACCAAACCAGCUAGGGCCUGCCUUCUAUCUUUAUUGCAUUUUCUACAUCCAGACUUAAACUGGGAGGAACUUCCAGAACACUGAAGUUAGUCUGAGUUCAAUUAACAGGAAGAGAGAAGACUGUACAUUUCAUGAUCCCCUAAUGGCCCCCACGUUUGUUGAUCUCUAUUUGAAUGCUGUAAAGCAUCUAGGAUUUGGGGGCAAUUAGGGGACAAACAUCCCACUUUUUCUCUGUGGCUCAGGGCUACUUUUUAUUCUUGGGAAGGCACUCUGCUUGCUUCCUCACGUAGACCAGGGAUGGCUCAGGUGUGGAGCAGAUUUAUUUCUUAAAUAUUAAUUAAUUACUUAAACAACUAAUUAAUUUCUUAACUUGUUAAAAGUCUCCAACCUAGGGUAUAUGGAGAUCACAAAGACUUUAUCUAAGGAGUGCAUAGGCACAGGCAGUUUUAGGAAAUGAGUUUCUCAAUUUUCAUCUUCCCCAAGUACUCUUUCCCCAAACUGAGUGUGCCUGAGAAUGUGCCUUCCAGGCAAGGCUCUUGGGGUUCCCCUAGAACACUUCCUCUUUUAGUAUUGCUUUCUUCCACUUCAGAAAAGCCCACCUGUCACCCAUGAAUACAGUGCAUUGCCCCACAGUGUAAAAACCUCCAUAACCCCAUAAGUGGCCUUGUUCUCCACUUUUUUCUUUUGAUUCUGCUGAUACCGUCCUGCUCUCGUCAGCCUCCAACCCGCUCUCUCCUUGAGCCCAAGCACCAUGCCUGCAAUUAAAUUGCAGAGUUCUGAUGGAGAGAUAUUUGAAGCUGAUGUUGAAAUUGCCAAACAAUCUGUGACUAUCAAGACCAUGUUAGAAGAUUUGGGAAUGGAUGCUGAAGGCGAUGAUGACCCAGUUCCUCUACCAAAUGUUAAUGCAGCAAUAUUUAAAAAGAUCUUUCAGUGGUGCACCCACCACAAGGAAGACCCUCCUCCUCCUGAGGACGAUGAGAACAAAGAAAAGCGAACAGAUGAUAUCCCUGUUUGGGACCAAGAAUUGCUCAAAGUUGACCAAGGAACACUAUUUAAACUUAUUCUGGCUGCAAACUAUUUAGACAUCAAAGGUUUGCUUGAUGUUACACACAAGACUGUUGCCAAAAUGAUCAAGGGGAAAACCCCUGAAGAGAUUCGCAAGACCUUCAAUCUCAAAAAUGACUUUACUGAAGAAGAGGAAGCCCAGGUACGCAAAGAGAACCAGUGGUGUGAAGAGAGUGAAAAGUUUGUCUGACACUCUAAGGAUUGUUUCAAAUACUAGUUGCCCUGCUCUAUUUAUAAUUGUUAAUAUUAGGCAAACAGAAGACAAAUGCAGCAGCAAAUCAAUUGUAUUAGCAGAAUUUUGUCCUCAUUGCAUGUGUAGUUUGGGUACAGAUUCCAAACCUAUGGCUGAGUUUUUUCCAGUAUGAUCAAAAGCAGGGGUCCUCAAACUAUGGCCCGCGGGCGACAUACAAAUACAAAUAUUGUAUUUGUUCCUGUUUU
This is a messenger RNA of Myotis myotis, 1769 nucleotides long. RefSeq names its product S-phase kinase-associated protein 1-like. Gene Ontology annotation, molecular function: cullin family protein binding. Gene Ontology annotation, biological process: SCF-dependent proteasomal ubiquitin-dependent protein catabolic process. Gene Ontology annotation, cellular component: nucleus; cytoplasm. The record is from RefSeq and is a predicted model, not a curated record. The transcript has a single exon. The coding region runs from base 1018 to 1521 and encodes 167 amino acids. NCBI's taxonomy places the organism in Eukaryota, Metazoa, Chordata, Mammalia, Chiroptera, Vespertilionidae.